Trichomonas vaginalis G3 is the source of this 1647-nucleotide messenger RNA. Its product is annotated as protein disulfide isomerase family. Gene Ontology annotation, cellular component: endoplasmic reticulum. The record is from RefSeq and is a predicted model, not a curated record. Gene Ontology annotation, molecular function: protein disulfide isomerase activity. The coding region runs from base 1 to 1647 and encodes 548 amino acids. The transcript has a single exon. NCBI's taxonomy places the organism in Eukaryota, Parabasalia, Trichomonadida, Trichomonadidae. Gene Ontology annotation, biological process: response to endoplasmic reticulum stress; protein folding.
AUGAUUUUCUCCUUCUUAUGUUUGUCUCUCUGCGUUAACCGAGUGAAAUUUGUUGAUAACAAGGAGUUUAGAAACCUUACAAACACACAUGACACAGUUGUAGCCCUUAUUCUUAGUGAAGAUUCUGAUCAUUUUUGGCAAUAUUGCGAAGUUUUCUCUCAUUCCGUUGAAAUAGGGGCCAAUGCAACAUUCGUUGUUGUUACAGAACUAAAUGCACCUAAAGCAUAUAGAAAAUACACAAUGUCUGAACCAUGUUAUUCAUUUUUCUUCAAUCACUCAGCUGUUUUUGCAACACGUGCCUCCAUUGAUUUAGAAAUCUUAAAGCACGUUCUUACAGCAUCACUUUUACGCCAACCAAUCAAAAUUUCAACAGUUGAAGAAUUUAAUGCGAAUUUCGAUGCAUUUCCAUACACAAUCAUUUCUACAGAAGAGCAUAUGGAAUCAGCUCACUCCCUGUACAUCAAACAUUCAUUUUCUAAGGGUCCUCUCGGUUAUUGCCAAGCUCCAGCUUCAUUUUUCGAAAAAGUUGGCUGCAACCCACAAAACUACAUUCUCUACCGCAAAUCAGAAGAGACAUUUGCAGAAUUCAACGGAACAGAUAACGAUUUAAACCGCGCCGCCCAAAAUUUGUUAAAUUACGAAAUUGAUCGCAAUACAAUGAUUCUCAGUGAGCGCAACAUCGUCACUGUUAUCCAUGAUGGCGAUGCCCACCCUAUUGUUCCAUUCCUUCCUGUUGCAAGACGUCAUAUUUCCAAUUUGUACGGUUAUCUCGAUGAAGACGCCUAUUCCUUCAUCAUCGGACUUCUUUCAAACAUCCAAGCACCGAAACCAUACUUAACAGUCCUUAAUUUCACUGGUUUAUGGGUUUCAGAACCAUUAUUAGAUUUAUCUGAAGAAAAAAUCGAGGAAUACGUCACAAAAGUAGAGAAAAACGAGGUAAAAAAGAUCUACACGAGCGAACCAGUGAAUGAAACCGAGGAAUACAAGUUAGUUGGCACUAAUUACGAAGAAUUCCUCAAAAAUGACGAAAAAGAUACUUUAAUUUUCUACAUUUCAUCAUAUAACAUGAAUGAAAGUAUUCCUAUGGUCAAUAACUACAACUCCUAUGCCAAAUCCCACAAUAUUAACGCAAGAGUUGCUUAUAUUGAUUAUUUGAAUAACAGUUGUUCACUUGGAUUCCCUCAAAUCCUCUACCAACCACAUUGCCAGUUCUUCCCGGCCAAGAACUACGACAAAUCAGUUCAUGUUGUCAUUUCCGGCACCAUUCACUCAAUUCUCAGAUUCUUCAAAGAAAAAGGUCAUAAUGAGAUAAAUUUGGAAGGUGUUGAUAGGGAUGAUGAAGUCGAGAAGAAGUUCAUAAUGGAUAACAUCUUUUAUUUGUCGUUGGAAGACAAACCAGUUUUGAAACAAUUACUUGAAGAAUAUACAGCAAAAUACGGAAUUUUGAGUGGAAUAGGAACUGAUUACAACACGACAACAAGAGUUUUGUUCAAAGGAAUUCGUGGUGUAAUUGAUAACGAAGAUGAAUUUGAGGAUGGAGAUGUUCCUGGUGAUGAAUAUGUUGAUGAUGAUGACUAUUAUUAUUAUGAAGAAGAUGACGCUCCAAAGUUCAAACCAAAGGCGUCUUUACUUACUGAAGAAUUAUAA